Molecule: messenger RNA, 276 nt
Organism: Plasmodium adleri (nom. inval.)
Lineage: Eukaryota; Apicomplexa; Aconoidasida; Haemosporida; Plasmodiidae
Product: conserved Plasmodium protein, unknown function
Exons: 1
Coding region: 1-276 (91 amino acids)
Source: RefSeq, a predicted model, not a curated record
AUGAGUUCAUUGUCUCAUACUCAAAAUAUGAAUAGUGAAGAGUCACCUAAUAAUACUGAAGGUGAAAAGUUAGUAAAGUGUGCUACUUAUAUUAAUAAUGAAAAGGUUUAUGAAUGUUCAUCUGGAAUUUCAUCAGUUGAUAAAAUUAACAACUUCAAUAAUGAAAGGGUAGAUAUAUUUAUGAAUAAUAAUAAUUUAACUGAGCAUAUAAAGAGUGUAAUGGGUCACGUAAAUGAUUACUUUACCAAAAAAAUAAAUGAAGAAAAACAAAAUUAA